Phyllostomus hastatus (greater spear-nosed bat) is the source of this 1268-nucleotide messenger RNA. It is a transcript of the gene TPM2, whose product is annotated as tropomyosin 2. The transcript is spliced from 9 exons. NCBI's taxonomy places the organism in Eukaryota, Metazoa, Chordata, Mammalia, Chiroptera, Phyllostomidae. Gene Ontology annotation, cellular component: actin filament. The record is from RefSeq and is a predicted model, not a curated record. Gene Ontology annotation, molecular function: actin filament binding. Gene Ontology annotation, biological process: muscle contraction; actin filament organization. Bases 166 to 1020 code for a protein of 284 amino acids.
CCCGGCUCCGCCCGGUCCCUCCCCGCCUUUUAGACGCUCCAGCGGCUGGAACAUCCCAGUCCAGCUUGGUCCUCCUCGCUCGCCACCCGUGCGCCCAAUCCGCGCAGCCAAGCCCAUUUCUCCCGGUCCGCACCGCCGCCAGCCGGCCCGUCCCCCACCGCAGCCAUGGACGCCAUCAAGAAGAAGAUGCAGAUGCUAAAGCUGGACAAGGAGAAUGCCAUCGACCGCGCUGAGCAGGCCGAGGCCGACAAGAAGCAAGCUGAGGACCGCUGCAAGCAGCUGGAGGAGGAGCAGCAGGGCCUCCAGAAGAAGCUGAAAGGGACAGAAGAUGAGGUGGAAAAAUAUUCAGAAGCAGUGAAGGACGCCCAGGAGAAACUGGAGCUGGCCGAGAAGAAGGCCACCGACGCCGAGGCAGAUGUGGCCUCCCUGAACCGCCGCAUCCAGCUGGUAGAGGAAGAGCUGGACCGGGCGCAGGAGCGUCUGGCCACAGCCCUGCAAAAGCUGGAGGAGGCUGAGAAGGCAGCUGAUGAGAGUGAGAGAGGAAUGAAGGUCAUUGAAAACCGAGCCAUGAAGGAUGAGGAAAAGAUGGAGCUGCAGGAGAUGCAGCUGAAGGAGGCCAAGCACAUCGCUGAGGAUUCAGAUCGCAAAUACGAGGAGGUGGCCAGGAAGCUGGUGAUCCUGGAAGGCGAGCUGGAGCGCUCAGAAGAGAGGGCUGAGGUGGCUGAGAGCCGAGCCAGGCAGCUGGAGGAGGAACUUCGAACCAUGGACCAGGCCCUCAAGUCCCUGAUGGCCUCAGAGGAGGAGUAUUCCACCAAAGAAGAUAAAUAUGAAGAGGAGAUCAAACUGCUGGAGGAGAAGCUAAAGGAGGCUGAGACCCGAGCAGAGUUUGCCGAAAGGUCUGUGGCAAAGUUGGAGAAAACCAUUGAUGACCUGGAAGACGAAGUCUAUGCGCAGAAGAUGAAGUACAAGGCCAUCAGCGAGGAACUGGACAACGCACUCAAUGACAUCACCUCUCUCUAAGCUGCUCACCAAUGUGGCCCCCUCGGCCCCUCUGUCCUCUCCUUUCCGCUCUCUCUCUGAGGAGGGGUCAGGCAGGAGGAGCAAAAACUGCCAGCACUAUACAGCCAGGCUGGGCGUAGCCUAGGAGAGCGCCGGUCACACGUGCUGCCCACCCUGGCACUUGCUUCUUCCUUCCGGCGAUCCACUCCCCCCUCGGCCCACCAGCCUCUACCUCUCUCUGCUGCUUAAUAAACUCAUCUUGGCCUCCA